Messenger RNA from Octopus bimaculoides (California two-spot octopus), 1142 nucleotides. RefSeq lists its product as uncharacterized. Lineage: Eukaryota; Metazoa; Mollusca; Cephalopoda; Octopoda; Octopodidae. The record is from RefSeq and is a predicted model, not a curated record.
AAUGCGAAAAGAACAUUCUCUUCACUUCAGGUGGGAUACCUGGAGGAAAAAAAAAGAAUAAAGAGGAUAAAGACAGGGUACCCUAAAAUACUUGAUUUUUCUUUUCCCCAUUUUUUUUUAACCUUGUUUUACAAAAUAAAAUAAAUAAACAAAGAAAUACAUAAAUAAAUAUAACAGAAGGAAGAAAGUAAUAAAGAAAGCGAAAAAUAAGAAAAGAAGGUAACAAAGAAAAAAGAAAGAAAAAAAUAAGGUGAUGAGAAAAUAAAGGGAAGUUAACAAUCAGCAGUUCAUAAAAGGAAUUACUCAGGAUUUGAACCUUAAACACUGUGACUGGAUUACUGGAUUUACUAUCAGGACAUUAAAGGAUAGAACACAGACACCAAGGUUACUCGUUUAUUAAGCAAACAAAAACAAAAAAGCAACAAGCACAAUAAACCACAUUUAAUACUCAAAGAAAGGACCCCCCCUUUCCCCACAAGUCUGCUGUUAAAAUGAGUUCACGGAGAUUCAGGAUGUCACACAGCAACAAGAUUGACCUUUUUUUGGCCGACACUUUAGCCACCGUUUCUUUCACCGGAGGUCUCAUAAUAUUCUUGAUUUCAAUAAGUACGUCGUCCUGGGUUGUUUUAGAUGGAGGAGCUUACGUUGGCGUCUGGAACCUAUGUUUGGUUGUCAAAGGAAGUGAUGAAAUGGAUUGUUCAUCUUACCAUAAUAAUCCAGGUUGCUUGACACUCAUGGGAACAAUUGUGAUGGCAGUGAAAGGAAAAGAUUACCUUUACGCCAUGAAAACUCAUAAUUACCGAACAAUAAACAAUUUUCCAACUUUGACAAACGUUGACCUCACCGGACAAUUAACGGUCGGCUGGUCCUUGGCCCUGGCCAUAGUCUCUGGGUGCUUCACCCUGAUAGGCUUUGGAAUUUGGUUCACAGAAUAUCAAGUCUUAAAAACUGCUGAAGAAAACAACAAUACCAGGUGAGGAUAAAACAAAAAAGAAGAAAACUGGACAAAAAAUAAAACAAUUGGACAAAAAAAAAUAUUGAAAAGAAAAGAAAAAGAAUACAAAUGUUUGUUUUGAGAAUCUCAGAACAAGAAUUGAUGAUGUGUAUGGAACAUUUGGAGUCAAAAGAUAUAUUUUUAUUUA